AUGAACUAUCUUAAGUCAAUAGUUUCAGUAUUUAAGUUCCUUAAGAACAGCUUUAAUGAUAACUAUAUUGCUCCUGGCGGAUUGGCUGUAAUUGAAAAAGAAUUAUCAAAAGUUAUUCGCGAUUGCUCAGAACAAGGUAAAUUACUCAUAUUAAAUUUAACAUUAGAAGGAAAGGCUACUAUUCCCAAAAUAUUUCUAGAUGAAGAAAACUUUACAAUAUACACAAGUCCUUAUAAUGCUAAGGGAACUUAUGAAACAGCUCGUUCGCUUCCAAUCCCUUAUCUUCCAUUUUGUGGUUUAUUCCUUUGCCCAACAGCUCAAGUCUCUGAAGCUGUUUUAGUUGAUAAAUUUGUUACAAGAGAAGAUCUCAUUCGAGCAGAUUCAUUUUUCUUGGAGAAUCGUGAUGCUUUACUUGAUACUCGUACUCAAUAUCUUAUUAAACAUGAAAGAGUUACAGAACGCAAUGAUCAAGAUGACUUAUAUCAUAAACUCGAAAGAGAAACAUUAGAAAGACAGGAAGAGGAAGAAAAAAUGGAGCGUCUUCAACAAGAACAGCAGCAGCAAUUGAAAGAUUCCGUCAAAAUUGCCGCAGAAAAUUUCGAAAAAUUACCACCAGAGCCAGAUGCUUCCGAGCCAGGCGUUAUUAUACUAAGAUGCAAACUUCCAAGCGGUGAGACAAAAACAAGACGAUUUUUACCUUCUCAAAAACUUCAGUUGCUAUACGAUUUCGUUUUCGUGGAUAUUGCUCCAGAUGUUCCUGUAAUUAAAUACGGAUUUCCUUCAAAGGUUAUUGAAGAUUUCUCCAAGAAAUUUGAAGAUGAAACAUUUAAGGCAAAAGAUAUGGUUCUUGUCGAACCACAUGAUCCAUUUGAGUCAAAUAAUGAGUAA
Trichomonas vaginalis G3 is the source of this 888-nucleotide messenger RNA. RefSeq names its product FAS-associated protein family. Gene Ontology annotation, molecular function: ubiquitin binding. The transcript has a single exon. The record is from RefSeq and is a predicted model, not a curated record. Gene Ontology annotation, cellular component: endoplasmic reticulum. The coding region runs from base 1 to 888 and encodes 295 amino acids. Lineage: Eukaryota; Parabasalia; Trichomonadida; Trichomonadidae.